CGGGGAGGAAUUUCCCGCGCCGCCUCGCGCCCCGACGAUCUCCGCCGCGCCCACCAGAAGGCGCCCGGGCGCUCGCAUUCCCAGCGCAGCGCCGGGAGCCGAGCCGCGCGGCGCUGCGGUACCGAGAGCGGGGCGGCGGCCUGAGCCCUCUCGCCCCGCCAGUGGGACUGUGUGCCAGGAAUCACCGGCUUUGUUCUGCGGCCGGGGUGCUGCAGUUUCUCGACUCGGCUUCCCCGGGCAGGAAACGUCCAGCCCCCACUCCCCACCGGGGGGCCGAGGCCGCCCCCAGCCCCAUGAGGCCACCCAGGCCGGGGCUGAGAGCCCGGCGCAGCCCGGACCGAAAUCUCGCCGCGGCCUUGGAGCGAUAGACAGGAUGCGGCCGGGCCGCCGGGCCCUCUGCGCGCUGGCCCUGCUGCUCGCCUGCGCCUCGCUGGGGCUCCUGUACGCGAGCACCCGGAACGCGCCGGGCCUCCGGGCACCUCUGGCACUGUGGGCGCCCCCGCAGGGCGUCCCCCGGCCGGAGCUGCCAGACCUCGCCCCUGAGCCCCGCUACGCGCACAUCCCGGUCAGGAUCAAAGAGCAAGUGGUCGGGCUGCUGGCUCAGAACAGCUGCACUUGUGAGUCCAGUGGAGGGAGCUUGCCCCUCCCCUUCCAGAAGCAGGUCAGCGCCAUUGACCUCACCAAGGCCUUUGACCCCGAGGAGCUGAGGGCUGUCUCUGCUGCAAGGGAGCAGGAGUACCAGGCCUUUCUUUCAAGGAGCCGGUCCCCAGCUGACCAGCUAAUUAUAGCCCCUGCUAACUCCCCACUCCAGUACCCCCUCCAGGGCGUGGAGGUCCAGCCCCUGCGGAGCAUCUUGGUGCCAGGGCUGAGCCUGCAGGCAGCUUCUGCCCAGGAAGUAUACCAGGUGAACCUGACUGCCUCCCUAGGCACCUGGGAUGUGGCUGGGGAAGUGAUCGGAGUGACUCUCAGUGGAGAGGGGCAGUCAGAUCUCACCCUUGCCAGCCCAGGGCUGGACCAACUCAACCGGCAGCUGCAACUGGUGACUUACAGCAGCCGGAGCUACCAGGCCAACACGGCAGACACAGUUCGCUUCUCCACCGAGGGACAUGAGGCUGCUUUCACCAUCCGUAUACGACACCCUCCCAACCCUCGGCUGUACCCACCGGGCUCUCUACCCCACGGAGCCCAGUACAACAUCAGCGCUCUGGUCACCAUUGCCACCAAGACCUUCCUUCGUUAUGACCGGCUGCGCGCGCUCAUCGCCAGCAUCCGCCGCUUCUACCCCACCGUCACCGUGGUCAUCGCGGACGACAGCGACAAGCCGGAGCGCGUCAGCGGCCCCCACGUGGAACACUAUCUCAUGCCCUUUGGAAAGGGCUGGUUCGCAGGCCGGAACCUGGCAGUGUCCCAAGUAACCACCAAGUACGUGCUGUGGGUGGACGACGACUUCGUCUUCACAGCUCGGACGCGUCUGGAGAGGCUCGUGGACGUGCUGGAGAGGACGCCUCUGGACCUGGUGGGCGGCGCGGUGCGCGAGAUCUCGGGCUUCGCCACCACUUACCGGCAGCUGCUGAGCGUGGAGCCCGGCUCCCCAGGCCUCGGGAACUGCCUCCGCCAAAGGCGCGGCUUCCACCACGAGCUCGUCGGCUUCCCGGGCUGCGUGGUCACCGAUGGCGUUGUAAACUUCUUCCUGGCGCGCACCGAUAAGGUGCGUGAGGUCGGCUUCGACCCGCGCUUUAGCCGAGUGGCGCACCUGGAAUUCUUCCUAGAUGGACUUGGCUCCCUUCGGGUUGGCUCCUGCUCUGAUGUCGUUGUGGACCACGCUUCCAAGCUGAAGCUGCCCUGGACAUCAAGGGACUCCAGGGCAGAGACUUACGCCCGCUACCGCUACCCGGGGUCGCUGGACGGAAGCCAGGUGGCCAAGCACCGUCUGCUCUUCUUCAAACACCGGCUGCAAUGUAUGACCUCGGAAUGACGGCCCUCCUGGAACUGCCAGGAAUGCCGGCAACCCCUCCCCACCGUUGACUGUCCCUGACCCCCUAGUCCCUCGCAUCUCCCUUUUAGAACCUGAUCUCAGAGAGGGUCAUGUCCUGGUGACACCCCUCCUUUCUGGGGGUGCCUAAGGGCCUGAUGGAGCCAUAACCUCUCCCACAGCCAGUGCCAAGUCCUCCCCCUCCCCCGUUCUUAAGGGGCAGGAAACAGGGGGUCACUUUCCAAGUGCCAAAGAGCCCAUGGGGACUCUACGAACCCAAAGGGGAGCCACUCCCCUCAUCCCCUUAGGACCAAGGGGUGGGGAAGCUCCCCACCACGCAACCCCAGGGCUGUGCCCCCCAUCCCGCUCCGGAUCCAGGACCUUGUGCACCGGCUCCAGCCCACCCCCAUGGAGGGAACUGUGACUCGGGAGCUGGCUGGGGACUGGUGAACACACAGUGAAAGCCA
Molecule: messenger RNA, 2439 nt
Organism: Oryctolagus cuniculus (rabbit)
Lineage: Eukaryota; Metazoa; Chordata; Mammalia; Lagomorpha; Leporidae
Gene: B4GALNT1
Product: beta-1,4-N-acetyl-galactosaminyltransferase 1
Biological process (GO): ganglioside biosynthetic process
Cellular component (GO): Golgi membrane
Molecular function (GO): acetylgalactosaminyltransferase activity
Source: RefSeq, a predicted model, not a curated record